UUCUUGCAGAGGGGAGGAAAAUCCAGAAACAGCUGUGAAGACAUCAGAGUUAAAUGCAGAAGCAGAGACUCUGAAACCCAUCAGGCCUCCUCAUGAUUUAUAAUUUGGGGACCGUGCCACGGCUGGUGAAGGAGAUUACGGAAAAUCGACCAAGGAAAGGAGCUUGGGACUUGCUAAAAAAACAAAACUACAUUAGCAUCUUGUGCCAAACUGCAAGUACAUAGAGACUAAUAAUUCGGUAUUUGACACAGCAUGGCUUUUACCAUGCUCAGAUCAAUGCCAACGCAUAUGAUAUACCAGGAUGUCAGUAUGCUGUCUGAGGAUGAAGAGAACCAAAGUGAGAGCGAUGCUUCAGACCAAUCAUUUGGUUGCUAUGAAAGUUCAUCAAAGAGACGGAAGAUACCAAGGAAACCUGGACAGGUUGUGGUAGUGAAGCAGAGGCAAGCCGCCAACGCCAGGGAAAGAGACAGAACCCAAAGUGUGAACACUGCCUUCACCGCUCUCCGUACUCUCAUACCCACCGAACCGGUGGACAGGAAGCUUUCCAAGAUAGAGACAUUGCGCUUGGCAUCAAGCUACAUCUCCCACCUAGCUAAUGUCCUGCUGCUAGGGGAAGGUUGCGAGGACGGACAGCCCUGCUUCAGUACAGUGUACAGACCCAAGGAUGACACAGAUGGCAAGAUUCCACGGAGUAUCUGUACCUUUUGUCUUAGCAAUCAGAGGAAAGGGACCACAAGGAGGGAACACUCUGGGAACUGUCUCAAGGUCAAAGGGCUGAACACACUGCGCGUUCCGCAGAGAUGAUGGCUGCGUCUCUACAUUACGUAGGUGGAAACAACAGACCGGAUGAAAAGUCUUUAUUUUUUUGAAUAUUUCAUUUCAAAUAAAAGCCAAGACAAGAUUUUGCAGCCCGCCAGACGUGCCAAUUUCUAAAAGAACAAUAUAAUAUCAGAUUUACAACCGAAUGGAAACAGACCUUGGAUUUCUAAAUGUUUAUCAAAAGACGCCUAAAUGCUGUGUAAAGCCAUGGGAUAUGAAAGGGCUUUUUUAAAAAAAACUCAAUAAUUAACUGUAUGUCCUUCAGGGUUGGACUUCAUAUGAAACUCAAAAUCAAAUCAUCCAUCAGCCUAUUUUUUUUUUGUUGUUUUAAA
Molecule: messenger RNA, 1151 nt
Organism: Pelobates fuscus (common spadefoot toad)
Lineage: Eukaryota; Metazoa; Chordata; Amphibia; Anura; Pelobatidae
Gene: TCF15
Product: transcription factor 15
Exons: 2
Coding region: 253-804 (183 amino acids)
Biological process (GO): regulation of transcription by RNA polymerase II; developmental process
Molecular function (GO): DNA-binding transcription factor activity, RNA polymerase II-specific; RNA polymerase II transcription regulatory region sequence-specific DNA binding; protein dimerization activity
Source: RefSeq, a predicted model, not a curated record